This is a messenger RNA of Gongylonema pulchrum, 360 nucleotides long. NCBI's taxonomy places the organism in Eukaryota, Metazoa, Nematoda, Chromadorea, Rhabditida, Gongylonematidae. The record is from the annotation of a GenBank genome assembly.
GUGAAAUCUCUUCCUGGAUUGGGUACAACAAUUGACGUUAUAUUGUUAAAUGGCACAUUGAAAGUUAGUGACAUCAUCGUAUUGACGGGUACUGAUGGUGUAAUUAUUACGCAGAUUCGCGAGCUCCUAAUGCCUCAGCCUCUAAAGGAAUUGAGGGUCAAAAAUGCCUAUGAGCACUUUCAAAUGAUCAAGGGAGCACAAGGGAUCAAAGUUCUCGCAAAAAAUCUGGAUAAAGCGCUUGCUGGCUUGCCAAUUUUCGUUGCUAACCGAGAAGACGAACUUGCGGUACUCAAGUAUGUUCUUUUUUCUCCUGACUCUACAGUCGCGUUUAUAUUCUCUGGUUUCCCAGACAUGUUAUAA